Messenger RNA from Protopolystoma xenopodis, 318 nucleotides. The record is from the annotation of a GenBank genome assembly. NCBI's taxonomy places the organism in Eukaryota, Metazoa, Platyhelminthes, Monogenea, Polystomatidea, Polystomatidae.
AUGGACCUGGUGAUAUGGUACAGCAGAAGGGCUGGGGGUCCUUCGGUUGGACUCGAGGGAGCCAGACGUGAGGGCGGUGGAGAACCAGCCAGUUUGUUAAGCCGUAAUCCUGGAACUAGAGCCGUUGGGCAAAGUCAAACGAAGUCUGCUUACGCCAAACAUAGAUGCACUGAGACCACUCCCUUUGAAGCACGAGCUUUGGAAUCAACCAUAAUACGCCGAAGACCUAGUGAUACCGAGGGCACAGAGUCUCCAUGGUUCCGACUUGCCAGUGGUGACAAGCUAAAGGUCCCAGAAAGCAAGCGCAAGCGGAUUUAA